Molecule: messenger RNA, 476 nt
Organism: Coregonus sp. 'balchen'
Lineage: Eukaryota; Metazoa; Chordata; Actinopteri; Salmoniformes; Salmonidae
Source: the annotation of a GenBank genome assembly
UACAGCAGUCACCACACUAUAGAAAGCUUGGAGUCCAGCACAUCCUAUAGGUACAGACUGAGAAUCACAAGACCAACUGGGGAGUCCCUUUACAGCCCGGCUGUGUCCGUCUCUACCACACAUGAGUAUACUGUACACAGUACUCUUUCAGUUGACAUUUCUGCUUUAUGAAAAUGAUAUGCAUUUAUGUUCUUUGACACAUAUAAUGUCAUUCAGGUGAGCCUAUGAGUGGGAAGAACCUCCAUCGUGCUGACAACAUGAAUGAUGAGGAGGAGCUGACCAGAGUGUUGCAGUCUGGGUGAGUGAUGAGCAGAUAGACCAGGUACUCUUAUGGUUAAUGUCAUGCUUUAUUUCUCUCCAGGACAAUCAAUGUGAACGUCAAUGACAAACACGUAGUGAAGUACCUGAGGAUGUUUGGGGCCACGUGGCAGUCCCAGGACAUGGGGGGGCUGUACCCCCCUCCACUGGGCAGCUGA